This is a messenger RNA of Acanthopagrus latus (yellowfin seabream), 7856 nucleotides long. RefSeq names its product collagen, type XXVII, alpha 1a (gene col27a1a). Bases 188 to 5506 code for a protein of 1772 amino acids. The transcript is spliced from 62 exons. Gene Ontology annotation, molecular function: extracellular matrix structural constituent. NCBI's taxonomy places the organism in Eukaryota, Metazoa, Chordata, Actinopteri, Spariformes, Sparidae. The record is from RefSeq and is a predicted model, not a curated record.
CUAGUUUUUGCUGUAGCUAGCGCCUGUUAGCUAACAGCUCAGCUGUCUGCCUGGAGACAGAGUGCAGCUUGAGAGACACAACAGAGAGAGAGGCAACAGGUGAUCCUGAAUAUUUUACAUUUUACUCAGUGGAGUUAGGACUUAUUUUGCCCAACCCAGAGGUGAUUGUGGAAAGCAAACCAAGAUCAUGUUGCUCGUGGAAUUAGAAGACAGGACGGGCCAGGGCUACCUGGUUAGCAUGCUAACUUCCCCUCCUCUGAAACACAGUAGGAGAGCCCUAUUGCUCUGUACAGUUCUAUAUUGUACUUGUUACCUGGGACUUUCACAAGUUCACUCUGAAGAUGUCGACAUCCUCCAAAAGUUGGGGCUCAAGGGAGAGAAGCCGUCACGCUCGGUGCCAGCAGGGGUCAUUCCAUUCAGAUCAGGGAUCAUCCUCAACCAGCGGGCGGACGUUGAAACUCCAUUGCGCUCAGUCUUCCCAGCGGCCAUCUGGCCCAACCUGGCACUGGUCCUGAGUGUUCGCUCACACCGCGUCAACAGUGCUUUCCUCUUCACCCUGCUCUCAAGCCGCAGGAAGCUCCUUCUCGGUCUGCAGCUUGCGCCGGGCAAUCUGGUCCUUCACACAGGACCUAACACCUCGGUGGCAUUGCCCUAUGAGCCCCAUGAUGGUCAGUGGCACCAGCUGGCUGUGGGAAUUAAUGGACAGAGAGUGACUCUAUAUGCCUCCUGCGGAGAGCAGAGUGUUCAUGCAGACUUUGGGUGGGACCGUGAGGAGGGACUGGCUCCAGAGCUCCAGGGCUCCUUCCUGCUGGGGCGUUCAAGCCAGCAACAAGCCUCAGCACACUUUGAAGGAGCCAUCUGCCAGUUUGACCUGGUCCCUUCUGCACAGGCAGCUCACAACUACUGCAGGUACAUUAAGAAACAGUGCAGGGAAGCUGACACAUACAGGCCUAACCUUCCUCCCUUGUUGCCUAUCCUUCCACGAGAAACAAACAUCACAGCUACCACUGCUACCCCAAAGCGUGGUGGCCUGGAAACAGCCCAGAAGACCACACGGGUGAGCCUCGCCAGGAGUGCUGCCGCUGCCGCCUCGGCUGUCAGAUAUGUAGCCUCCACCCAAACAAUAAAGCCCAGCACUGGGACCAUUUCUACACCCCUGCUGGGAACUGUGAUGCCAGUCACAGUCCAGCUUGGUUUGGCCUCCCCGCCUCCCAAAGGAAGGACUGAAACUGUCACUGCACCACUCAGGACAAGAGUAGCCCCAACAAAACCACCAAAUCAAACUCCUUCUACCCCUAAAGCUUCAAACCAGAAACCUUCCAAACCUACUCCCACAAAGCCAGGUCCACAUAACAGCUUCAAAAAGACAAGUGCAGGAACAGACAACAAGAAGAAACCUACUAUUCCAGCCACUAACAGCACCAAACCCACCAAGACAAAGCUUGAUUCUGCCUUAUCAGACCAAGGUGUGAUCCCAAAGAAACCAACCACAACCAAGAAAACACCCCCCAAGCCUAAAGUUACACCAUCCAAAGCCACUCCGUCCAAACCCAAAACAAAUUCAGUCAAAGCUGUCCCUUCUAAACCAACAAUAUCCAAAGUCAACCCCUCAAAAUCAACAAAAACAACAACCGCUAAACCCUCCAAGUCAGCCUCCAAACAGGUCACCAAACCAACAAAGCCAGCCAAAAACACCAAGGCCCCAGUCACCCCGCGACCAACCAGAUCUUCAUACAACCCAGUAACACCACCUGCUACUGAUGGCUUCCAGAGCUGGGAGGUGCCACCUACUCAGUUCUCCCUGCUGGCUGGACCUAUUGGACAGAAAGGAGAUGCAGGCCCACCGGGACUGCAAGGACCUCCAGGGAAGCCAGGCCUGCCAGGCAAGAGGGGUCCUCGGGGCGCCCCUGGUCCUCAUGGAAACCCUGGCCGACCUGGUCCACCUGGGCUCAAGGGUAGAAAAGGAGACCCCGGCAUCUCACCUGGGCCGGCACCUAAAGGAGAGAAGGGAGACCCAGGGGUUCUUGGCCCGGUUGGAAUGACUGGCCAAGAAGGUCGGAAGGGACAGAAAGGUUACCCUGGUCCACCUGGACUCCCUGGAGAGCCUGGAGAGCAAGGUCCAGUCGGAAGCCCAGGUGCCAAAGGUUAUCCUGGCAGGCAGGGUUUACCGGGGCCUAUAGGACCAGUAGGGCCUAAAGGCGUUCGGGGUUUCAUUGGAAUCCCGGGGCUUUUUGGCCUUCCUGGGCCUGAUGGCGAAAGAGGCAUUCCCGGCGAACCAGGGAAGAGGGGCAAGAUGGGUAGGCCGGGGUUUCCAGGGGACUUUGGAGAGAGAGGACCACCUGGACCCGAUGGAGAGCCUGGUGAGAUGGGAGCCCCCGGUCCAAACGGAGUUCUUGGGCUUAUUGGUGAUAUGGGACCUGUGGGAGAGAUGGGCCUUCCAGGACCUUCUGGACUGAAGGGGGUGCCCGGAAAUCCCGGAGAAGCAGGACUGAAAGGUGAUAAGGGUGAUGUUGGCAUUCCUGGAGAACAAGGGGAGAUCGGGUACAAAGGAGACAAGGGCAUCCAGGGCGCUCCAGGGUUACCAGGCAUCCGUGGGAAACCAGGACCGCAGGGCAAGACAGGAGAGAGAGGCCCUGAUGGUGCACCUGGACCUCCAGGCCCGGAGGGUUUCCCUGGUGACAUGGGACCACCGGGAGAGAACGGCCUUGAAGGACCAAAGGGAAAGCCAGGGGCCAGAGGUUUACCGGGGCCACGAGGGGUUCCUGGCUUGGAGGGAGAUGAGGGCCCAAUCGGACCACCAGGACCAACAGGACUCGAGGGUAGAAUGGGCAGAAAAGGAUUUCCUGGGAAGGUCGGGCCAGAGGGAGUUAAGGGAGAGACCGGCAUCCCAGGAAAUGUUGGAACCAUGGGAGAAAGGGGCUUGGUGGGUUUCAUCGGACCUGUGGGAGAGACAGGACUGGCAGGAGAGAAGGGGGACCGAGGAGAGAUGGGCCAUCCUGGACCACCUGGAGAAAAGGGAUCCACGGGUCACCCAGGGACACCAGGUGAGACCGGGCCUACAGGACCGCCAGGAAGACCAGGCCCUCCUGGAGCGUCUGGGCCAGCCGGUACCAGAGGACCCAAAGGCCUACGGGGAGCGAUAGGGCCCGACGGUCCAGCCGGAGAGAUGGGGUUAGAGGGCAAGGCGGGCUCUGAUGGUCCUCCAGGAAAAAUAGGUUUCCCUGGACCACAGGGGAAGAUCGGAGAGCCAGGGGAGGUGGGGCCCAAAGGUUUUCCUGGUAUCCAAGGGCCUUCAGGACCUCCAGGGGACAAGGGAAUAGCAGGCGAGCCGGGACCACCUGGGCCACCAGGGACUGUGGGAUUAUUGGGAGAAAUUGGUCAAAAGGGUCCUCCAGGCAAGGUGGGGGAACCAGGACUGCCAGGCGAGCUAGGGGAGAAGGGAUCCAUUGGACCUGCUGGCAACAUCGGAGAGCAGGGACUAAUAGGACAGCGGGGAGAGCCAGGCCUGGAGGGAGAAGCUGGUCAAGCUGGACCUGAUGGAGCCAAGGGUGACAAAGGCGACAUGGGUCAGGAGGGUGACAAAGGAGAAAAAGGUGAAACUGGGCUAAAGGGAAAGGAGGGCCCACCUGGACCUCCUGGACUGAAUGGCGUCAGAGGUCCAGAAGGGAAACCUGGCAAAAUUGGGGAGAGAGGCAAAUUAGGGUCAAAGGGUGCCAAAGGUCAUCAAGGUCACCUCGGGGAGACCGGGCCGGUGGGGAAGACUGGACCUCCAGGUUUUGUUGGGCAGAAGGGCUCUAGAGGAACUAUUGGACACGUGGGCGCUCCUGGUCGCAUGGGUCAACAAGGGGAACCUGGUCUUGCAGGUUAUGAGGGUCAUCAGGGAUCACAGGGCCCUAUGGGGCCUCCAGGACCAAAAGGUGAAAAGGGCGAGCAGGGAGAUGAUGGGAAAGUAGAGGGUCCUCCUGGUCCUCCAGGUGACAUAGGUCGUCCAGGUGAGAGAGGAGAAAGAGGGGAAUCGGGAGAUCCGGGGUACAAAGGUCAGGUCGGUGUGGACGGAGAGAGAGGCCGACCUGGAGCUCCUGGACAACCUGGGCAGCCUGGACCUCGUGGGCAACAAGGACCCAAAGGAGCCAAAGGAGAUCAAGGUCAGAAAGGCAAAAAGGGUCAGCAAGGACAGAAAGGAACCAAAGGACCUGAGGGUGGGGGUGGUCUUCCUGGUCCCAGAGGUGUGGUGGGCCGAGAAGGACAGGAGGGUGUGCCUGGAGUGGAUGGAGUCCCAGGAAAGGACGGCAGUAGAGGCAUGCCGGGAGAGCAUGGUGAUGAUGGCGAGACCGGUCUUCCUGGAAAAGCAGGCUCACGUGGUAAAACUGGCGUUCCUGGACUCCCAGGAGAUCAGGGGGGCAUUGGACCAAAGGGUGAGCAGGGUCUUCGAGGCCAGAGCGGACCUCCAGGGAAAAGAGGCUUCAGAGGUGGAAUGGGACUCCCAGGGUCACAAGGGGACCAAGGACCGAAAGGACAACCUGGUGAUACUGGGGAAUCAGGAUUUCCAGGAAUUCUGGGAGCUUUUGGACCAAGGGGGCCCCCAGGAGACUUUGGGCCAAAGGGCAUCAGGGGACCAAAGGGGCCGCAGGGCGCAAUGGGCAGAGGAGGAGUUAGUGGCCCAAUGGGAAUUAUUGGUCCCAAUGGAAGCGCAGGUCCCAGAGGAGAGAAGGGCAAUCGUGGCGAGACUGGUUUGCAAGGACCAAGGGGAUCUCCUGGACCUCGUGGACCCCCUGGACUUCCAGGUCGCCCUGGUAUCCCUCUGUCAUUUAGAGAAGAUGGUGUGUUGUUCAUGGAUUCACACACGCCACUCAGGACUGAGAAGAAGCCGGUGAUGGAUCUGCCAAUGCUGGACCAGGGUGCAGAGAUCUUUAAGACCCUCCACUACCUCAGUAACCUGAUCCAGAGCCUGAAGAACCCACUGGGCACUCGGGACAAUCCCGCCCGCAUCUGCAGGGACCUGCACAGCUGUGAACAGAAGUUAAAUGAUGGCACUUAUUGGAUUGACCCUAACCUGGGCUGCUCGUCGGAUACAAUAGAAGUCUCCUGCAACUUUACAGGAGGUGGACAGACUUGCCUAAAACCAAUAACGGCGUCCAAGCCAACAAUCAGCGUUGGCCGUGUCCAGUUGAACUUCGUCCACCUGCUGAGCUCAGAGGCAGUGCAGCACGUUGUCAUCCACUGCCUGAACUUCUCUGUUUGGAAGUCAGCUGAGGAUCAACCGGCUGCCCAGGGAUCUGUGAGGUUCAAGGCCUGGAGCGGGGAGGUGUUCGAGGUGGGAGGAGAGCUCGAGCCAGAAGUCCUAGAAGACUCCUGCUGGGUAAAAGAUGGUCGCUGGCACCAGACCCACUUUGUCUUCCACUCCCUGGAUCCCACCCUGCUCCCUGUGGUUGACGUCUUCAACCUCCCCAACACCUCUCCUGGCUCACAUUACCAUCUAGAAGUAGGUCCUGUUUGCUUCCUGUGAGGGUUGCGGUGUAAGUCGUCUGGCGGUGGAGGGAUGGAUCAUCACCCUUAGGUGACACCCUCUUGCAGGCGUGGAGAUCGGAGCAGCCUCCUCCAAUCCAAGCGAGUACAAGCCUCCCCUCCAAUCAGAUCCUGCUUCAACUCCCAUUGGACUGCAGACACAGAGGGAGGAAGCACAGGGAGCUGGGGGGACACAGAAGAGCUGAGGUGGAGCAGGGGAGUUCUUGCACUAUUAGCUUCUUCACGCUCUCCAAGAAGGAUCUCCAUAUGUACGCCUGCUUGGAGAAAAAAAAAGGCUCUAUGCCACACAUUCUCUCUAGAACAUUGCUAAGUGAAGGGAGACCAAGGCCAAGUUAAUCAGCGGACAUUAGAGUAACUUAUUUUUUUAACUGUAUACAGUCUGUAUACUGUGUGUACUUUUAUUUUGGAAAUACCAGGAAUUCAAUUCUGUUAGAAGAGAGGAAUUAAAGUAAUUGGGAUCAGUUAAAUGUACAUAUAUAAGUAUGCUUAUUAUUAACUUUUAUACAUGUAUAUCUUAUGUAAAGAAAUAAUCUUCAAGUGCAAUAGAAAAUGAGAAGAUAAUUUGAUAUUUUAAACUUAUAUGGAAGGAUUUUUCAGGGGUGCCAUUUUUAUUUGCUAUCGGUGCUCGUCUCCUCGUGAUCUUGCCCGUGUGAAUGAAUCCAGAGGCAAACUGAGGAGAGGUCACAUCUGUAUUUUACUGGUGCUCCAAAUGGGAAACUUUCACUUUCCUCUCUUAUGCAGGAAAAAACCCAGUGGCACCCAGUCAGCUCUCAGUAACAACGUCUGAAGCCACACACUGAUGCACGCAAGCCGUCCAACAUGGAGAGUCAAGUGCAUUAAAUACUUAUUUGCUAUAUUUACUAUUCUUUCAUUAUUGAACCGGAUGCCACUGAUGAUUAAGGAGAAUAUCUGCAGUUGUGGAGAUUAGAGGUCAGAGUCAAGAAAAGGGUAUGGAGCUCUAGUUCUCAGUAGUGUUUUAUUAAUUUCUCUACAACUGUGGAGUGUGAAAUCAGGCAUCCUUCUUUCCUUACUUAUGAUUAAAGACAGGAGGUUAAUAGUUAUUAUUUGCUCAGCACCACCCCAGGGACCAGGAGUCUCUUCUUCUACCCCACUUACAGUAGACAGACUACAGGUACAGAGGAGAACUGAGCCACAGGAGAGAGGAGAGUGGGUCCAUGAAUCCAAAAACUAGCCCCCCUCCCCUUCUUCUGUCCCAUCCUCUCUCUUUUAAUGCAUGGUGCUAGUAAGUAAGUUAUCUAAGGUGCUAACAAUAGUGCUGUAAUUACACCACUUUGCUCAAAUAUUCAGAUGUUUAUAGUGCAUGCUUUGCUUAGAUGAAUUUUAAAAAAGUCCAUAUAAUAUAUUGCCAUAGCUUCCAUAGUGCACUAUAAUGGUAAUAUCCCAUCCAAAAGGACACAGUAAGCCGUCUGUUCUUUAUUGUUCAAUGCUGCAUUUUACAGAGAUGCUUAUUUUAAUUUGAAAAUAAUUUAAACACCAAAAAAAACAAAAACAGAUUCCUCAUUUUUGUAUCCAGUAUAAUUCACAGGGUCUUAAGUAUUUUUUAAGAAUAAAGAUUCCUUUUUCUCUGUACAAAGCCCCGCCAACAGCUGUAUGUAAUAUUUUUUAGAAACACAACUACCGUAGUUGAGAUAGUUCUAAUUAAAUAAAAGGUUUCUUUGUUGUAGCUGGACACAAGUGUGUAUAAUUGUGCAAACCUUGCUGUAUACAGUGGAUCCCCUCUUGCUAAUUUAAUGUUAUUUAAUGUUGUUACCGUGGUUGCAGACUGAGCAAAUUUCUGUUGGUUGAAGCAAUACUACUCUUUCUGACAACUUUAUAUAUCAGUUCGCCCAACUGGUCUUGGAGUUUAUAGAUUUUUUUUAUGUGUAAAUUUGGGGCUCCAGAGAACAAAUUGCUAUGUUAAUUAUCUUUUAUUUUUUUAAUUUUUGUUAUUUUUUUUUCUUUGCUUUAUGUUGUUUUUUUCCUCUAUGAUAAUAACCAACCGUGUACUGUACCAGGACUCUGUGCUAUACUAUAACUUGUGUUUUAAAGAAAUUAUGCAAAUAUGUGAAAAAUGUUUCUUCUUUUUUUGUAAAUCUGUUGUAGACAUAAAAAAAAAAAUGAGCUAAGAAUACCUCACACUUGUACACAUGACUCGGAGCAAAAGAUUUUCUGUUGCCUUUUUAAUAAUUAAAGCCUGUUUGGAAAAUAUCAGCCAAAUACAGUAAGUCAUCAAACUUUGAGCGAGACCAUUUCUGGUGCCAACAUCCUUUAUCUGUCUACUGUUUAUUCAUUGUUCGGUGUCCAUUUGUUCAAUAAAUACUUUCAAUUUG